This is a messenger RNA of Drosophila subobscura, 2098 nucleotides long. It is a transcript of the gene dpn, whose product is annotated as protein deadpan. Gene Ontology annotation, biological process: regulation of transcription by RNA polymerase II; regulation of neurogenesis; anterior/posterior pattern specification. Gene Ontology annotation, molecular function: DNA-binding transcription factor activity, RNA polymerase II-specific; RNA polymerase II cis-regulatory region sequence-specific DNA binding; protein dimerization activity. The coding region runs from base 405 to 1754 and encodes 449 amino acids. Lineage: Eukaryota; Metazoa; Arthropoda; Insecta; Diptera; Drosophilidae. The transcript is spliced from 3 exons. Gene Ontology annotation, cellular component: nucleus. The record is from RefSeq and is a predicted model, not a curated record.
AGUGUUCGGGUUCAGGUAAUCGUCGCUAGACGUCGUUCGGCUCAAUUCGGGGACCCGUUUCGCCUUCGAAGCGUUUCGUUUUUAUGCAGCGACCCGGUCGAUCGAGGAUCACUAUCCUUUCUGCGUCUCGUGUGUGCGGUUCUCUGCCGCUCGCUCUCUCCGCAUGAACCGUACGAUAAGUUGAAACAAACGCGAACAUUUGUUAAGUUUUUGUUGUUCUGGACAUUCGGAAAAAAGUACGUGCAAUAAUUGUUGAAAUAUAUUCGUACUUGAACCAAAGUUUUAGUGUUGUGAAAAGAAAAACAAAACAAGAAACUCAUUUUUAAACGAAAGCUGACCGAUCAGCUAAACACUUUUGGAUUACCACAAUAAUUUGGAUAUAUAAAAAUUAGAACAAGAUCAAAAUGGAUUACAAAAACGAUCUCAAUUCGGACGACGACUUCGACUGCUCGAAUGGAUAUAGCGACAGUUACGGCAGCAACGGACGCAUGUCCAAUCCCAAUGGAUUAUCCAAGGCCGAGCUGAGAAAGACCAACAAACCCAUUAUGGAGAAACGUCGUCGGGCUCGCAUUAAUCAUUGCCUGAACGAGCUGAAAUCCCUCAUUUUGGAGGCCAUGAAGAAAGACCCGGCACGCCAUACCAAGCUGGAGAAGGCCGACAUACUCGAGAUGACGGUGAAGCAUCUGCAGUCUGUGCAGCGCCAGCAGCUGAACAUGGCCAUCCAGACGGACCCCGGAGUAGUGCAGAAGUUCAAGACGGGCUUCGUGGAGUGCGCCGAGGAGGUGAAUCGCUACGUCAGCCAACUGGACGUGGACACGGGUGUGCGGCAGCGGCUGAGUGCCCAUUUGAACAACUGUGCCAACAGUCUGGAGCAGAUUGGCUCGAUGAGCAACUUCAACAAUGGAUAUCGGGGUCAGAUGCCCGCCGGACUUUUCCCAGCAGCCGUCGGUGGAAUUGCCGCCUCCGCUCCGCUCUUCCCCUCACUGCCGCAGGACUUGAACAACAACAGUCGGACGGAGACCACUCCGCCAUCCAUCCAAAUGGGUGGCCUCCAGCUCAUCCCCUCACGCUUGCCAUCCGGGGAGUUUGCCCUCAUCAUGCCCAAUACCGCGGGCGCGACUGUUCCUCCAGCGGGCCCCUUCGUCUGGCCUGGUGCAACGGUCACGGCGGGAGGUCCGGCCAGCGCCGCCCUGGCCAGCAUUGCGAAUCCCACCCAUCUCAGCGACUACGCCCAGAGCUUCCGGCUGAGCGCCUUUAGCAAGCCUCCAAGUGCGGCUGCUCCCACAGGCCAGAUCCCUAGCAACACGCAGAUCCCAGCACAGACACAGCUGCCGGUGAAGAACAACAGCAACACUCCCACCAGCAGCCCACCACUGAGCCCCAUCUCCUCAAUGUCCAGCCAUUGCGAUGAGUCCCGGGCAGCCUCUCCCACCGUCGAUGUGCUGGCCAAGCACAGUUUCGCCGGAGUAUUCUCCACGCCACCGCCGACCAGCGCCGAGACGUCGUUCAACACGAGCGGAUCGCUCAACCUGAGUGCCGGCAGCCACGACAGCAGCGGAUGCUCGCGCUCCCUGGUCCACUUGCAGCAGCAGCAAGUGAGCUCCACCAGCGGACACGCGAAGCGGGAACGGGAGGCAGAGGUUGAGCCGGAGCCGGAGGCCGAUUCUAGUGACUGUUCGUUGGACGAACCCUCGUCUAAGAAGUUCCUGGCGGCAGCCAUCGACAAGUCCAGCUCCGCCUGGAGGCCCUGGUAGAUCUAUCGAUCUAUAGAUCUGAGGAAGCAGAUGACGACAAAGUUUUAUGUUAAGUUUAUCCUCAAAUUGUUAAUUUAUUUCAUCGCAAUUAAUCGAAAAUCCAACCAACAACAACAAAUGCUUUAGAACCCAUUAAGUUUCUACCAUAAUACGAUAGAUUUCUAUGUUUUUCCAUGUUCUAUGUUUUGCUUUCUUUAUUUUAAGUUCAGCUGUGAUUUUGUAUAUUUUUUUGUGUAAUUCUCAUUUAAGCAUUCUUAUAUUAAACACUUGUACUAUUAUGUAGUUCAUUGACCAAUGAAGUUUUUGUAAUUUCUCUCCAUUAUUUAAAUGAUUCUUUAUGCGGA